AUGUCGUCCGCCGCCCAGACGAAGAAGACGCGCAUCAUCUGCACGCUCGGCCCGGCCUGCUGGUCCGUGGAGAUGCUCGGCGUGCUCCUCGACGAGGGCAUGAACGUCGCGCGCCUCAACUUCAGCCACGGCGACCACCCGACGCACGCGCGGACGAUCGGCCGCCUCAAGGAGGCGCUCGCGCUCCGGCCCGGCGUGCACUGCGCGAUCAUGCUCGACACGAAGGGCCCCGAGAUCCGCACGGGCUUCUUCGCGCCGCCCUACGCCGACGGCAAGAUCGAGCUCAAGGCCGGGGCGCCCCUCACGCUCACGACGGACUACGACUACAAGUCCGACGGCACGAAGCUCGCGUGCACGUACGGCAAGCUCCCCCAGUCCGUGGCCCCGGGCAACCAGAUCCUCAUCGCCGACGGGUCCCUCGUCCUCGAGGUGAAGCAGGUCCUGUCGGCGACGGAGGUCGCGUGCGUCGUCAUGAACGACUGCGCGAUCGGCGAGCGCAAGAACAUGAACCUCCCCGGCGUCGUCGUCGAGCUGCCCGUGCUCCAGGACAAGGACACGAAGGACCUGGUGGAGUUCGCCUGCCCCCAGGGCGUCGACUUCGUCGCCGUGUCCUUCGUGCAGUCCGCGGCGGACGUGCAGACGGUCCGCGCGGUCCUCGACGGCGCGGGCGGCAAGGCGAUCAAGAUCAUCUCGAAGAUCGAGAACCAGGAGGGCCUCGCCAAUUUCGAGGGCAUCGUCGCCGCGACGGACGCCGUCAUGGUCGCCCGCGGCGACCUGGGCAUGGAGAUCCCGCCGGAGCGCGUCUUCGUCGAGCAGAAGAUGAUGAUCGACAGUUGCGGCGCGGCCGGCAAGCCCGUCAUCGUCGCGACGCAGAUGCUGGAGUCGAUGUGCGGCAACCCGCGGCCGACGCGCGCGGAGUGCUCCGACGUCGCCAACGCCGUCCUCGACGGCGCCGACGCCGUCAUGCUCUCCGGCGAGACCGCCGGCGGCAAGUUCCCGCGCGAGGCCGUCGCGAUCAUGGCGCGGACGUGCGUCGAGGCCGAGAAGCAGGUCGACGUCGCCGCGGCCUACCUGCGGGCCCACGCCCACCUCAAGCGCGGCGCCUCCGGCGCCACCGUCGUCGAGUCGACGGUCGCCGCGGCGACGCAGGCCGCGCGCGACGCGGGCGCCAAGGCCGUCGUCGUCAUCGCGCAGACCGGCGCGACGGCGCAGCUCUUCGCCAAGUACAAGUGCGCCAUCCCGCUCGUCGUCGUCACGGCCCACGCCCACGUCGCCCGCCAGAGCCAGGCCCUCAUCCCGGGCUGCCAGGCGCUCCACACGCCCGCGCUCACGAACUACGGCUACGACGCGUCCGGCGACGACGAGGCCGCCAUGGUCCUCGAGGGCGCCAAGUGCGCCUUCGCGCUGGGCCACCUCGACCACGUCGACGACAUCGUCUGCGCCGUCCACUCCUACAAGGUCGGCGUCACCAAGAACAUCGCCAUGCGCUUCUUCUACGCGGGCGCCGCGCUCUCCGCGCCGCGCCUCUAG
Molecule: messenger RNA, 1530 nt
Organism: Aureococcus anophagefferens
Lineage: Eukaryota; Pelagophyceae; Pelagomonadales; Pelagomonadaceae
Gene: PYK2
Exons: 3
Coding region: 1-1530 (509 amino acids)
Biological process (GO): glycolytic process
Cellular component (GO): cytoplasm
Molecular function (GO): magnesium ion binding; potassium ion binding; pyruvate kinase activity
Source: RefSeq, a predicted model, not a curated record